This is a messenger RNA of Callorhinchus milii (elephant shark), 5068 nucleotides long. Its product is annotated as matrin-3. The coding region runs from base 215 to 3118 and encodes 967 amino acids. Gene Ontology annotation, cellular component: nucleus. Lineage: Eukaryota; Metazoa; Chordata; Chondrichthyes; Chimaeriformes; Callorhinchidae. The record is from RefSeq and is a predicted model, not a curated record. The transcript has 16 exons. Gene Ontology annotation, molecular function: RNA binding; zinc ion binding.
AACCGCGUGGUUUGCUGGUCCGCGGAGGGACGCGCUGCUUGAGCCUGGCAAAGUUCUCUGAGGAAUCUGUGUCAUUACUCGCAUCAGCCAUCUGUUAGAGGAAGUUAGAUAGUGAAACAACUUUCUACAGACAGCAAAGGUUUUCUGGUAACCACUGAAGAAUUUUUAUUCUACUCUUACCAGUUUUGAACUACACUCUCUCUCUUGCGCUACAAUGUCGUUGGGUAGGGCCCAGCAGGAUCAAGGUCGUGGCAUCAAAAAAGACAAUCAUAAUGUUGGAUUCUUUGCUGCAGCCCAGUCUGCAAACGUUGCUGGAAAUCUUGGGAGAAUGAACCAGGGUGCACGUAUGGGUGGCUUUAUGAACUUUGGACGGGGUCAGGGAAUGGGCCUACAAGGUGUGGGACAAGGACCUCAAAAUAUGAUGUCUUCAGGUGGUGGUCCCUCUCGAUCCAGUGGUUUGCCUUCUUUGUUUGAUGUAGGAAGUCGUAACCAGCCCUCACUUGCCACUCAGAAACGGAUUGAUGCGGACAGGGCCAGCAAUAUAUUAGCUACCUUUGGCCUUUCAUCCAGAGAUUUGGAUGAAUUGAGCCGCUAUCCUGAGGAAAAACUUACACCUGAAUCCUUGCCUGAUAUUCUUAUGCAGCUUAAAAGGAAAAGAACUGAUGAAGGACCAUCUUUGAAUUACAGCAGAGGUGAGAAUUCUCCUCGGGAAGAUCGUUCCUUUAGGCCCUCCCGUGGUGAUUGGGAGGACGAAAGACGCUUUCGGAGUAAUUUUGAUGGUCGAGAUUCUGAUGCUGACCCAGUGGUCAACUAUGACCAUGGUUCUUCUCGAGAGUCGAAUUCUAGAUAUUAUGACAGGAAGGACUAUGAGCAUGAACGAUUAAGAAAUGAUGACUUUCGUAGAGAUGAGAUGCGUAUGUCUGAGCCAUAUAAAUUUGAUUCUGAUUAUGGAAAAAUGGGUCCCUCUCCUCGUGGACAAGAAAGGUCCCUCUUUGAGAGAAAACGAGGAUCUCCUUCACUGAGCAACAUAAACGAUUACCAUGGUUUCAUGCCAUCAAUGUUCCCCCACUUGUGUUCGCUGUGUGAUGUAACAGUUCAUUCUGUGAAGGAUUGGCACCAGCAUAAGAAUGAGCCAGCACACAAGCGACGGUGCCUGCUACUUCUGGAAAUUUACCCACAAUGGGUUCCUGAAGAUGUGCCACCUCCAAGGAACAAUCCACCUGGACGACAGUCUAACCUUGCUCCAGAUGCUGCCUCAGCCCUCCUUGCAGCCAUCAGGCAACUGGAUGCAUUGGAUGGUCAUGGAGGCAACAGAAAAGGUUUUAUAGAAAACAAACGAAGAAACAUGAAAUCAGGAGAUGAUCCUGGCCGGGUACUUCACAUGACUGAAUUGCCAAAAGGAAAAUGCAAAGUGAGAGAUAUCCUCAAACUGGCUCAGCCAUUUGGAAUCAUUACCAAGUACUUACUUUUAAACACAAAGAGUGAGGGAUUUGUAGAAAUGGCCACAAGUGACCAAGCACAGACAGCAGUGUCGUUUUACAGUAUGAAACCAGCCAUCCUUUAUGGCAAAAGGGUACGAGUGGAUAUGUCUCAAAAAUACAAGGAGAUUGAUCUGAAGAAACAAAAACAAGAUCGGUCAGGUGGCCGGGUAGCACUCUUCCAGAACCUGCCUCCUUCUGGUUAUUCUGAUGCUGAUGUUGUGAAAAUGGGAGCUGGAUUUGGAAAAGUUCUCAAUUACAUAAUCAUGCGGCUUCGGAACCAGGCAUUCCUCGAAAUGGAGUCAAAGAAAGCUCUGAUGGACAUGGUUAAACACUACAAAAAAACACCUUUGAUAUUCCGAGGUAGGAAAGUGACUGUGGAUGCAUCUCAGAAAUACAAGACACUUGUAUUAAAGAAACCAAGCAUAAAAGUUCAAGAGCUGUUGAAAGAACAGGAUGAUCUAGACAACAGGAAGAGACGACGAUCCCGCAGCCCUAGUUCUAAGAAAAAGCCAGUCGGCAAGCCCAAGACUUGUCCAAAGGCUGAUGGUGAAAAGGCAGAGCAGAAAACAUCUGAAGAUUCACCUUCAAAUGAGCUUGACAAAACUGAAGGAGAGAAUGAAACAGAAGAGAAAUGUGAGGAGAAAGAGGAAACUACAGAAGAGGAAGCUGUUGCAGUCAUCGAAAGUGAUGCAGAGCUUGUUGAAGAUCUAGUUGAAGGCCUGGAAAGUGGUGAAUCUGAGAAUGACGAGGCUAUCUGUGAAACGGUGCAGAAGGAGGAGGAGCCGGAUAUAGUGGGAACUGACACAGUCUCUAAAGAAUCAACAACUAAGAUUGAUGUGGCAUCACGUGUGGAAAGCACAAUGGAAACGUCUCAGAAGCAGGUACAGAAUAUUCAAAGUAGUACAAGACACCAAGAAGCAACAUCCCAGGAGUCGAAAGAGGAAUGUUUCCCAGAGAACAUUGAUGAAUUUGUUACUGUCGAUGAGGUCGGUGAUGUAGAAGCUGGGAUUUUAGAGCUGGAAGAUCUGAUGUCUGGUGGAGACUAUAGCAAAGUGGCAAAUGAUGAGGCUGAUACAACUGUGGAUAGCGAGAAACCAGAGGCUGGUGAGCAAAAAGAUGAAGCCAGUGAGCAGAAAGAUGAAGAUGUGGACAAGCCUAAAAGAAAACGUGGUCGAAAGAAGGGAAAGGCUGUAAAAGCCAAAAAAGUGGAGCAAACAGAUAAAGUUAAAGACGAUGUUGAAGAAACUGACAUAGAACCUGCCGUGAAUGAAAAGAUUGAAGUAAAAGUGGAUUGUGAUGAAAAGAGUGACAUUAAGGAAGUGCUUGUCUCAGCUUGCACAGAACCAGAAGCCAAGCGUGCCCGGUCUCGAUCUCCUACUCCAGAAGAAUAUAGACUUGGCCCAUAUCAGCUCAACAACCCUAUAGGACUUGAUUAUAUAGUUCCAAAGACCGGGUAUUACUGCACAUUGUGCUGUCUCUUCUAUACGAAGGAGGAAGUGGCCAAGAAAACCCAUUGCAGCAGCCUGGCUCAUUACCAGAAGCUGAAGAAAAUCUUGGACAAGCAAGCUGAGGAAUAUCGGAAGGUUAAAGUAGAAGAAGACGGAAAAGGACAGACUGAAGAACAAAGCGAGCAAUGAACAUUUCAACAUUGCCAAAGAGCAGCUUUCAAAAAUCAGUAACUAACUAGCUGGUCAUUCUUAUUAUUAGCUCAUGUCUUUAGUUUUCAUUUUCCUUUAAUGUUGUUUUAUAGGGAUGUCUUAACAUUGCAGCUUACAGACACAUACAUAGAAGCCCAGGAAUUGUCACAUUUCCUUUUCCGAUAAUUGUUGAAUAGCAGAAAGUGUAUUGGACCAAGAUGGUUAAGUAAUAAUGCAAUGAAGAUUGACAGCCUCCUGCAUUAUUGGAAAUAGCAAUAUAACUCAACUCAAAUAAAAUUGUGAGAAGACAUCUUUUGGUCCAGAACCUUUUUUUGAAAAAAGUAUCAUCAGCACUACUGUAGGGCUACUUUAUUGAAAGCAGAGCUGUGCCGGUCAAUUAUUUUGGUCAAAGUAGUAUUGAAAGAUUAUGUAAAUAUUAAUAUUCAUUGAUAAUCUAAAGUAGUAAAGUAUAUUUCAGGUAAUGAUACAAAUGCUUGCUGUCAGUUGAUUAGUAAAGACUAAAAAAAGAGUUUUACCAUUUGUUUCUUUUUGUUCAAUGUUUAAAUUUGUUGUAUGGGUUAACUGAAAAUGGAUACCAUCACUAAAAGCUUUGUUUUAAAAAAAGCCAGUGUGAGUCACGGGAUGGGAAACAUCCAUUUUACUUGUGCUUUGUUUUAAUAGCACUUCAGUUAUGCUUCAGUAAAUGGAUGUAUGACAAUGUCCAGCUCACCAUUUGGCUCUAUUUCUCUCCCACUCCCAAAAAUAGAAAUGAGCAAAAUGUACUUCCAAAAAAAUAGUUUCCCUCUCUUCAACUUACAACUGUCUGAGAUGCAACUGGUGAAAGUUCAACUUUUUAUCAUCAUGAGUGGUGACUGUUAAUGUCUUAAUCUAAAGGGACAUGCUAGCCCUGGGGGAGAUAAUCAGAGAUGUGGCAAGAUGUGGUGAUAGGUCAAGAUUUAGUUUUUAAAAAUUCCUCUGCAGAAUCACCAACAUUUUAAUUAAAACUGCAAAGUUAGAGGUUUUCAUUCGUAAUUUAGUAAAAAUGUUUUUCAUCAUUAAACAAAAAAAUUGUAUAACGACCAGCUGAGUAUUCACAGAAUUUACUUCUUGAGUAAUAUGUUAAGUUAUCAUCUUUAUAUAUUUUUAUUCUUCUUUAUGAUCCGGCCUAAAGUAGUCAAUAUCAAUACUACAUUGUACAAUUUCAUGAACUGAUUCAGAGCUUUUAACUGACCGUGUAGAGUAUUCACCAUUCUAAUAUAAACCGUUUUUGUAAAAUACAGUUUCACACACUUCUAUUGAAAUCCAGUGUGCGAAAAUUUCCAAUAAGACCUCUGACUUAAUCUGUAAUGUUAUAGAGUCAGUCUUGUGUUGUGUAAGCGGUUGUAUGCAUCCUUUUGGUCCAUCCCAGUUUACUGUAAAUAAUUUUAGUAGACCAUAUUUGUGUUUUUGAUAACUAUGACAAAGGAUUAAUAUUGGACUGGGAUGUAUUGGCAUAUUGUGCUCAUGUUAGUCCUGUUACUGGAAAUGUGAGUUUAAUUUGUUGAAUGCCUCUUUUGCUUUUGCAGAUAACAGCAAUUUUAUGUUUUUUGGGGUAGUAUGUUUUAAUGUUGGAACCUCUUUUAGAUGUGGUGACCUGCAGUGUGGGCGAAGUAUUUUGGAUAGUAGCCUUUUACGUGUGACCUACUGGGAGUUGUGCUUAUUGGCAAGUGUAUCCUGCAUGAGUGUGGAGUAACAGAUGCUUCCAGAGAAUUGUUUGCUAAUGAAGGUAUCAAGAAUGCAGCCUAUGAAGCCAAGUGUGUUUGCCAACCAAUUUGUGUGAAGCACUGCAGCUUUAAUCAAGAGGGAGUAAAGUGUGGAAACUGCUGUUCAUCUAUCCUGUUUUAGUUUCAGUAGAAAUAAAAGUAGUUUUGUAACCCUUUUUGUUCAAAUAAAGCUCCACGUUUCAGAUUA